CCCGCCUGUCUGUCCGUCCCGGGAUUGUGCGCUGGGGGCCAGCUUGGCCGCUGGGCUGCGUCUGUCCUCCCGGAGAAAAGUCCCUCGGGGCUCCGACUGAGUCCCACCUGCUGGGGACGGCGUUGGGGCGCAGAUAGAGCAGAUAAACUAAGAACAGCUCUGUCUUGUCUGCCUUUCUGUUGGAGCUGAGAUCCGGUUUCCAGCUCUGCCUUUUUCCGAAUUGGAAGGCGUGUGUCACCUGCCUGUGUUUUCUAAAAAGUCAGACUGGAUGAAGGUCCACUUUUGCGCGUUUUUGGUCAUUGUAGACUGGGUUGACAAAGAGGAUGGUAGUUUUGAAAUUGAACAGAGGGGUGGCAAUCUAAGCGGUUACUUGUCAGGAUUGAUAGAUUUGCGAUGUGACACUUGAAUUUUUAAAUCACUUCCUGUUAUCACCAAUCAGUGUAUGUUUUCAAUUAUUAGGUUUUGGGAAAUGGGCAAAAGCAGUUAAGAUUUUGACAUGAUUGAUUUCUAAAACAGGGAGAGCGGGUCUUUUAGCUGCAGAAUUUAAGAUGUUCUCCGAGGCUUUCAGGUUGUAAAAUAUGUGAUUCUCAAGUUGUUGGGAAGUUGAAAAUAAGUUCCUGUCUUUUUGUCGCUCGAGGUGUAAGUUUGCUCUAUUGUAUUCCUGGCACCUAACAGGAUUUAAAUUGGUGUGUUUUCAAUUCUGUAACUUCAUGCUACUAUAUAGUUAAUGCAUGAUUGUUGUAUAAAGUGUAUAUUCCUGGGGAAGAGAAGUAUUUACUCUUUUUUUUGCAUGUCAUUUCAUCCUAUGGGAUUUUGUAAAGUCACAGAAUAGUUCAAGCUGUUUAAUGUAAAAGCAGAUGUAAAGUAGGCACCAAGAAUUUCUAGGCUGUAUCUAUUGAAGUUCCAGGCAAAAAUGACCAUGAUAAGUUGAAACCUAUUUCACGAUUUGAAAAGGUAUUCAGCUUUUGAAAAUGUCAGUGUGAAUGCUAUGUUCCAAGAGUACUUUCCUGCAGUUUUCACAGGGAACCUGAACCUUGCAGAUUUUUUGCUUAUACAAGUAAGGAAUCGUUAACUCAUGUGAUUGAAGCAAAGAUCAGUUUGGUGUCACUACACUUCGCAGGAUUCAAGAACAGUGGGUACCUAGCUGUAAUUUUUACUUUUGGGUGCAGGCGUGGCUCAGACGGCUGUCCUGAUACGCUCCAUUUUCAAAGUCUGUUUCUCCAGGGGACUGAAGAGUUAAGCUGGGUGGGUGGAGAGUGGGUAGUAUUCUGGAGUGUAACCCGUCUCCUUCCUCUUGGUUUCCGCAGGAAUUCAGAUGUGUUCUAAGCCUGCUGGAGUGACUACACUUCCCAGACCUGAUGGAGGCCAGAGCUCAGAGUGGCAGCGGGUCGCAGCCGUUGCUGCAGGCACCCCGUGACAGUGGCCGGCAGCGUGGGGAGCCCGACCCCAGGGACACCCUCCCCCAGCAGGUACACGUGCUGUCUCUGGAUCAGAUCAGGGCCAUCCGGAACACGAAUGAGUACACGGAGGGGCCCACCGUGCUCCCCAGAGCUGGGCUCAAGCCUGCUCCUCGCCCCACAGCCCAGCACAAACACGAAAGACUCCACGGGCUGCCCGAGCCCCGGCAGCCCGCCCGGCCCCAGCACCCGCCGGCGCACCCUUCGGCCAGGGCCCCUCUGGCCCGGUCCAUCAGCACAGUCAGCUCGGGCUCUCGCAGCAGCGCGAGGACCAGUACUAGCAGCAACUCCUCCGAACAGAGGCUCCUAGGGUCCUCCUUCUCCUCGGGGCCUCUGGCAGACAGGAUCAUCCGAGUGCAGCCCAAGUCGGAGCUCAAGCCCGGUGAGCUGAAGCCGCCGAGCAAGGAAGACGUAGGGCUGCACGCCUACAAGUGUGAGGACUGCGGCAAGUGCAAGUGCAAGGAGUGCACCUACCCGAGGCCCCUGCCGUCAGACUGGAUCUGCGACAAGCAGUGCCUCUGCUCGGCCCAGAACGUGAUCGACUACGGCACCUGCGUGUGCUGUGUGAAGGGUCUCUUCUAUCACUGUUCCAGCGACGACGAGGACAACUGUGCAGACAACCCGUGCUCUUGCAGCCAGUCUCACUGUUGUACACGUUGGUCAGCCAUGGGCGUCAUGUCCCUCUUUCUGCCUUGCUUAUGGUGUUACCUGCCAGCCAAGGGUUGCCUUAAAUUGUGCCAGGGGUGUUAUGACCGGGUGAACAGGCCCGGAUGCCGUUGUAAAAAUUCAAACACAGUUUGCUGCAAAGUUCCCGCUGUCCCCCCCAGGAACUUUGAAAAACCAACAUAGCAUCAUGAAUCAGGAAGAUUGCAGUCAUAAGGAUUGUUUCCCUCCGCCCUUCCUUUUUUUUUUUUUUUAAUACACACAUAUGCAACCAACUAAACAGCUAGAAUCUUGGCACUGUUGAUAGAGGGUUGGGAUAUCCUGUGCUGUUUGCAGUGAAAUGCUUUUUUCAUCCAUGUGCCAUUUUAAUUGAUAUGCUUGUUAGAACUCAGCUAGUGGAGCUCAGAGUAUGGGAUACAGACCUUGGUGACCUACAUGUUGCAUAAGCUAAAGCAAUAGACACUCUAGGCGAAGUUUUUGUUUGUGAAUAGUACUUGCAAAAUUUGUAAAUUAGCAGAUGACUUCCCCCUCCCCUCCCCCACCCCAGUUGUUUUCUCCAGAGAUAUUGUGCUAUAUUUUUGUAUAUACAAUAAUAUUUGCAACUGUGAAAAACAAGUUGUGCCGUACUAUACGGCACAUUCACAAAAUAUUAUACUAAUAUGUUGUACAUUCGGAAGAAUGUGAAUCAAUCAGUAUGUUUUUAGAUUGUAUUUUGCCUUACAGAAAGCCUUUAUUGUUAAGACUCUGAUUUCCCUUUGGACUUCAUGUAUAUUGUACAGUUACAGUAAAAUUCAACCUUUAUUUUCUAAUUUUUUUCAACAUAUUGUUUAGUGUAAAGAAUAUUUAUUUGAAGUUUUAUUAUUUUAUAAAGAAGAAUAUUUAUUUUAAGAGGCAUCUUACAGAUUUUGCCCCUUUUAUGAGGAUGUGAUAGUUGCUGCCAAUGAGGGGUUACAGAUGCAUAUGUUCAAUAUAAAAUAGAAAAUAUAUUAACGUUUGAAAUUAAA
Messenger RNA from Odocoileus virginianus texanus, 3124 nucleotides. Lineage: Eukaryota; Metazoa; Chordata; Mammalia; Artiodactyla; Cervidae. The record is from RefSeq and is a predicted model, not a curated record.